GGUGGUGCAGGGUUACUCUACUAGUAGGAUCAAGGGAUGAUUGCUUGAAAUGACCAACAGACAUGUCUUCUCCUGAAGGCUAGCUUUAUGGUUUUCCUGGUUAUUAAAUCUGCUCAUGCUGGUUGAAGAACAAAUUUAAGAAGUGUGAAGAGGACUGGGGAUGUAGCUCAAUUGGUAAAGUGCUUGCCUAACAUGCAGAUAGCCCUGGGUUCUAUCCCCAGCUCUGUACAAACUGGGUGUGGUGGAUCAUGUGGUGAUCUCAGCACUCAGGGAGCCCAAGGUCAUCAUUAGCUAGAUAGUAAGUUCUAGGCCAGCCUGGGUUCAUGAGAUGCCUUUAAUAGAAAAAGGGGUGGGGGAGAGAGGAAGAGAGGAAGAGAGGAAGAGAGGAGAUAGAGACAACUAUUACUUUUUAGUGCCUUCACAAGUCUGCUUUCUAUGUGUAUCCGGACAUCUGGAUACUGAUUUUUUACAAAGUUUGAAAGACUGUUUCAUAUACAGUUUGCUAAGAGUACUGAGCUGCAGGGGUCUUCCCAUGACCAGUUGAGUUUUAGAGCAGUGAGUGUAGUGUUUCGAUUGCACAGUGAAACAGUCACAGCAGAGACAGACAACCCUCUUCUCCGCAGCCUUCCUCACCUUGUUCCCAAUGAGAUACUUAAGUGAAUGCUCGGCAGGCAUCUGACGGUGAUGUGAGGUGUGUUGGUUUAAACAUAGGUUAGAUCCGUGUAGUCCAGCCUGGCGUGAGAACUAAGACUGUCUGCCAGAGGAGCUCAGGGCAGCUUGGUCAUCGUGUCAGCUGCAUGUUAGAGCGAACGCACUGCUGAAGUUGUGUGUUUUAUGAACUAUUCUGUUCCAGUUACUUUUCAAGCUUUCCUAGGGGAGAAAUUAUUUUUCUAGGAGAACUCUCUGAAUCACCACUUUCUUCUUUCCAUGUUCUUCCUUCCUUGACCCCUUCACCCUGGUUUCCUUCUGGAAGGCCAGUUCUUGCUAGGUAGCCCAGGAUAACCUGUUACUCUAUCCUAGGCCAGCUUCAAACUCCUGCCAGCCCUCUUGAUUCAGCCUACGUGAGUGCUAUGACUUUAGAGAUUAUAGAUCUGAGAUAUGAUCAUUCCCAACUGAGAUGAAUACUUUUCUGUCUGCCUCUUGGUAGAGAAAUCCCCAUGCUCAAUACAUAACAUUCUACUAGCAACACACACACACACACAUACACACAUACACACACACACAGAGAGACAGACAGAGACAGAGAGAGAGACAGAGAGAAACAGAGAGACAGAGAGACAGAGACAGACAGAGAGAGACACAGAGAGAAACAGAGAGACAGAGACAGAGACAGAAAGAGACAGAGAGAGACAGAAAGACAGAGAGUGAGAGACAGAGACAGCAAGAGACAGAAAGAGACACAGAGACAGAGAUACAGAGACAUAAAGAGAGAGAAAUAGAGUAAUGAGAUACUGUUCCUGCACUGAAUAUCUCCCUAGUUCUUGAGGCAAGGGCUGACACCCAAGCCAUUUUACCACUGACAACUGUGCAGUUGUUGCUGUAGAAGAGUCCAGAAAGUGCCUUUGGCUGAUGUCACUGACCUCCCUUCAUCCCAGGAAACCUCAGUAGGGAGGGUCCCAGCCUGACCCUCGUGGUUUGUGUGCAUGCUGCCACGGCAUCCAUUGUACUGUGUUGGUACUUCAUGGGACAGGCCACUCUGAUCACUCAGGGCUUCCUCCUCAAGGUGACAUUGGCAAAUGACCUGUUGAAGAACCCGGAGAAGCCCGAGGCUUCAGGUAGGCACUGCGCCUACUUGUUGAGAGUUCCCAGCUCUGGGGUCAUCUUUGUUACCCCACAUUGUCAUACAGUGUGUUUGCCACCCCCUUCUUGUAGCUCCCUCCUCCUGCCGGACACUGGCAGAUUCCUGCAUUUUAGCGGAUGCGUCUAGAGGGGUAAUUUAUUCCGAGAACUGGGUGCUUCAGGAGCUGGUGCUUUUGCUCCUUAUUUUAAAAUGGGUUUUAAUAGAGAUGAUUGCCUGGCCAUGGGAAGCCAUGAGAAGGAUCUGUGGGUGGCUAAUUGCUUCAGUUUAACUAGAACUUGGGGUGCUUUCUCAUGUCUCAGGCAAGGAUUUAAGAGCUUUUCUCUUCUAGAAGGGUUUUAGCUUCAGCUUCACUGCUUUCUAGUCAGGGCUUGCAACUUAAAAACAAAACAAAACUUCAGUGCUGGGGCUUGAAUUUAGCACCUUUCACAUGCUUUCACCUUUCAUUGCUUUCACCUUUCACCUUUCACCUUUCAUAUCCACCCCCACCACUUAGCCACUUCUACCCUUCUUUCAGAAUUUUUAUAGGUGUAGAAUAAUCAAGUGGAUAUACUAUGCAUAGGGCCAGACUUCCCUUCUGGGGAGAUGAACUCCAGAUUAUACCCAUCACCGGGACUUUGCUAAGAGUGUGCAGCUAGAAAUGGACCCAUUUCAUGGUCUCCAAAGGCUUUCAGGGCUUCUUGUAGCUUCUUAGCCCAAAAGAAAUGCAAUGAAGGCAAGCGUUUCUCUUUUCCCAAACUAUUCUCCCUUGAGAGUGUUAUUUCCUAGUAUCCGGGGAGGCCUCGUCAUUUCCACGACUUGCAUGAUUCUGUCUUCUCGGAGUCCCAGUAACUGAAGAGUAAUGCUCAGGCCGGUUCCUAUGUGUGGUGAAGCAUGUGGACUGUCGGGCUAAGUGCUCCUGUUUAGCUCUCUGCAGAGCUCUUGUGAAUGCAGACGCUAUGCUGACCACACCCUCAUGGUCUGCAGCUUACUCUGCCUGUUAUUCGGUAAGGAAAGGUGGGCUCAGAGAAGUUUCCUCACCUUCUCAAGAAUAUGGGGCUGGAGGGCAGGAUGGAGAAGGUUCGACAGUCUGUCACCUGUGAGGAUAAUGGAGCCAUACUCUUGGUGUGGGCCACCUGCACAGAUUCCCCAUGCUCGGUCACUGACAGGUGCAAAAUCCCUUCUGUAAACCUGAGCAGGCCGCCCGUGCCUGUUGUGGAAAUCCUUGUUUGUUCUUUAAUUUAAGAACACAGUUAUGCUCCAGACUCAGGACUAACUGUUUUCCAGCAACUUGUCACUUUUGGUUACUGCUGUGACAUAUGUCUGACAAAUUCUUGUGUUAACGAGAAAGGCUGUGCCCCAUGGGUAAUGCUGGUAGUCAGCCCUGCAAACCCACUUCCAGAACCACCUUCCUUGAGAAUGUCUGUCGGUGUUAUGUUUAUGGCUUUCCCCCUUGCUCUCUCUGUGCACAUGUGUGUACUCUUGUGCUCCUUCUGUACCAUUCCUGGGAUCAGACUUAACACCAGGACUUAGAGAUCUAGCAGCAAGAGCCUGGGCGUAUCCUGGGAACUCUGUGCUGCCUCCCUCCCAGGCUACCUGACAAUCCUUACAGUGAGGAACAAGACUCAAGUUUUUUCCCCCUUUGUGUUCAGUUUUUCAUGUCAUAGGGUGGCAUUUCCCAGCUCUCCUGUGGUGAUGUGUUAGCUGUCCUAUCGGUGAUGUGUGCUUUCUGUGGCUUCUGGUGUCAGCUCCGAACGCCUCAUUACAACUUGCUUAUUCCCUAGAGAAUGCCAGGAAACAGGGGAAAAGCAUUUGCAAGCUAGUCUGCUUUCCUCCGUUCAAACAGAAUAUCCCAGUAGGAGCACGUGAACACCGAGCCUGUCUUCAGUGGGCUGGCUUUAGAUCUAAGUUGUAGCCAGCCCUUGCCCUGGCUUCCCUGUCAGCACAAGCCAGUGACAGGAGCCUAGAGUUGGAGUUCUUACUGUGGCUGAUGCAUACUGCAGCAUUUGAGGGAUCCCUAAGGAAGGAAGAUGUGUAUGACCACAGUGAUUUAUCUCAGCCUUAGGUUGGGUCCUGGUCCUGCCUUGGAUGGCUCUCAGGGAGGAUUUGAUGGUGAAGAGGCAGUUGCCGUUUUCUAAAUAUGUUCUUGUACUUUUCCGUUUCUCCCAUAAUGUCACUACUGUCAGUCUGUCAGUUUAAGUAAGCCGCACUCACCCUUCGUGUCUGGUGAUGGCAGGAGAUCCAGGCAGCACACUCCAACCCUGGCUGGGCUCUGGUGCUCAGGGACUUUUGUGAACAUCCGCAGCCCUCUGUAGACCCUUCUUUCACUCUCCUGCUGGCCCUGAGUCUGUCUAGAUAAAUCAGUGCUUUUCAAUGUUCCCCAAGGCUUGGCACUUCCAUACAGCAGUGAGCCCACUCAGGGUGGGCUGCUUUGUAUCACUUCCUGGUUUUUCUAAAAUAAUAUGGUCACAACUCUCAGUAAGAACUUAGAGGUAGGAGGGAGAGUAUCUUAGUCAGGGUUUCUAUUCCUGCACAAACAUCAUGACCAAGAAGCAAGCUGGGGAGGAAAGGGUUUAUCCAGCUUACACUUCCACAUUGCUGUUCAUCACCAAAGUAAGUCAGGACUGGAACUCACGCAGGUCAGGAAGCAGGAGCUGAUGCAGAGGCCGUGCAGGCUUACUUACUGGCUUGCUUCCCCUGGUUUGCUCCACUUGCUCUCUUAUAGAACCCAAGACCACCAGCCCAGAGAUGGCACCACCCACAAUGGGCUGGGUUCUCCCCCACUUGAUCACUAGUUGAGAAAAUGUCUUACAGCUGGGUUUCAUGAAGGCUUUUCCUCAACGGAGGCUCCUUUCUCUGUGAUAAUUCCAGCUUGUGUCAAGUUGACACACAAAACCAGCCAGUACAGAGAGGAAAGAUACUCUUAGAUGACUUUAAUUAACCAUAGACUCUCAGUAAAUAUGGACUUGUUUAUUCUGAACAGUUAAAGCUUUGGGUAGGGGUCUUCAAUUCUAUUAAGAAAGUUUAUUACUUAUGGCACACUGAUGCUGCUAUUGGGUAGAGUCCCAGAGCGUGUUUCUUAAAAGUUCAGACUUCACCUGGCUUCCUCACAGACACCAAGAGACCAGCUUCUUUUCCAUGUCCAUGUGUCACAUCUGUGUUGGGAUCCCAUGUGACUCUUUGAGCUUCACCCAUAUUUCCCUCCCCCCUAGAAAACAGGAAGAGGGAGAUGGAAAAGGCCAGCCAUGCGCCUCUCUUUUGAGAACAAGACUAGGAACUUAUGCAUAUUCAUUUUCUUCAUAUCCCAUUGGCUGGGAUUUGAUAACCUAGCCAACGUGUAGCUGCAAGGGAGUCUGAGAAAUGUAGUCUUACUUCAAUCAUUGGUUUGAGGGGGAAAGCAAAAUUUUGAGUUUUGCUGGGGAGAGGGGCUCUGAUCCAAGUGUGAGCUCUGCUCUGUGGUUUGGUUUCAUAGUUUUGGUGAGAGUGAAGGGUUGCCCUUGGCUCUGCCUCCACCGGACAGCAGGAAUAUGGCAUGAUGAAAUGUGACGGCCGUGUGAAGAAGGCGAGAGUUUUCCCUCCGGAGGCCAAGACUUUCAGUGUCAUUAGCCAAGGCUGCCUCUUCCUCUUCCCACUUAAUUUUGUGUUUCCUGUUCUUAGAGAAAAUAAAGCAGUAAAUUGCUGCUCUGUCUGAGGCGCUCGGGAUGCUAUUUAAUUUCAUUUUUGGUUUAUGUUUAUUUUGGGAAGUGGGGCAGUGCUCAGAAUUCUCCGGGAGAAAUAAGCACUCAUUUAUCAUUUAUUCUUAGAUGUCUUUUCUAGCCAGGGAAUGAGCUGCUUUUUCUCGGGAACUCGAUUCACCCCCACCUAUCGCCUACAGCCCUGGGCAUCUCCACCUGUGGCAUAGCCUGGAACUACCACCUGCCCCUCUCUUCCUUUGUUCUUCUCUUAGAGAACACAAGCACCACUCUCUCCCACCCUGUCCCCACCACACUGGCUGUGCUCUUUAGGGCCAGGGGUGCUUUCAGAGUGCUUAUUUGCUUUCACACCGGACCUGUCUCUGAACAUGCUCCUGACCAUCUCGGUAUCUUUCUCAUUUUGCUGUGGAUUUUGUUCAGCUCCAGGAAGACUCUUGGUUUCUAGAGGGCAGGACCUGUGUGUCUCUCUGUGCUCCCUCUUUUCCUCUUCGCUGGAGUUGGGGAAAGAGUGUCAGAUCCAACCAGGUCUGGCUGUCAGAAGAAUGGAGUGGCAUAUAGGGACUGCGCAGAGGUCCCACUAGGUGCCAGCAGUAGGAGCUCUUCCCGAUCCCCUUCCCCUGUCUUGUAGCUCAUUGAGGAAUUCAAAUGAUGCCCCCAGCCUCAUUAGUCCUUUGGGUGUGGUUUUAUGUAAGAGAAUUUGAAAUUGCCUUGCCUGUAGUGUAUAGUCCUAAAAACAGGUUUUUAAGUGAAAGCAUCCCUGGCUGUGAGUUUUCUAAAUACAAACAAACCCCCUUCAAGAGACAAAUUGGCCGGAAGUUAAGGGAAGCUGUUGGUGUGAUUGGAGAGGCCUCUCAGAUAUCACUGCCCAGGCUUGACUGGCAGCAUCCUGAUUGGGCAAGACAAAGGACUGUUGCCGUAGUAAUAAAAGAUAGGCGAGCCGGAUUCCCUCGCUCACCGCUCCACAUUGGGCCCCUGGUACUCUCGGACCCAGGCGGUCGCUCCCUGGUGUUAGUUCUGGUACUGUAGGGCCAUAAAGAACUAACAUGGGGUUGGGGAUUUAGCUCAGUGGUAGAGCGCUUGCCUAGGAAGCGCAAGGCCCUGGGUUCGGUCCUCAGCUCCGAAAAAAAGAACCCAAAAAGAAAAAAAAAAGAACUAACAUUAAUUUAUCUCAGUGGCAGCUGGCUUCAGUGAGGCACCACGCCACGUUAGACUAGCUGUCUUCUGGCCCCAGCGGUCUCUCCACUCUCAUUGGCCAGCCAUAAAAUCAAGACUCAACAAACUGUAACCCAACAAUCAAAUUUACACGUUAAAUACUCAAUCCACAAUACAUCCACAGAAUAAACUCACUGACAAUUAAUAAAGAUAGAUACUGCCCACCUAGACAAGAUAAAAUUGACCCAGACCACCCUGCAUCAGAAUCUUCUUCAUCUUGAAUUUUCUUGCUCCUCUUCCUCCUCCCUCCUUCCUAAACUUUUCCCCACCUAUCCUUCCUUCUCAUCCAAUGAUAGGCUACGCCUUGUCCUGGACCCGCCUUGCUGCAUAAUGACUUCAUCCUACCCAUGAUCAAGAGCAAUAGGAGCUGCCAAGAGAGGGGGCAAGAACACAGAACACGCAGUGUAGCUAUACACCCCUCAAACACGUCUCUUUCCUCUUCUGCGCAUGCACUUGAAAUAAUUGCCCCAGGGCACAGCUUCGGAGGAGGCUCAACUGAAUUUUGAUCCUAGUUUCACCUGACAACAAAGUCUUUCUCUUUGUGUGUUGUUGCUUCCCUGACUGAUUGUUUGGGAUACAGCAAGGGAAAACAUCCUUUGUGUUGUGUGUGUUGAGGGUAUGCAGAGUUAAGAGCUGGGAGCUAUGGGGGACAGCAGAGAUGCUUUCUUGCAAGAUAUUUUUUUUUCUGGUUUGGGCUUAUAAUUAUAAUUAAAAUGAUCUGAUUGCAUGUAUUGUGGGAGGACAUUGGCCUUGAUUGUAGCUGGUUGCUGCACCAUGAAAAGAACUUACAGCAAACACUAGAUAUUAGGAAACUUGGAUGGAAUGAAAGCUAAUGGAGGGAUUCUCUCUGGCCUUACAGAUGGGCACUGUUGUGUUUUUUAAAAAAGAUAGAGAAGCCAGGAAUAUGUUUGUUGUAGGUUUGGUAAGGUGUGGGGUAGGAGGGUACCUCUGCGGGCCCACACUGAGGGAUCCCUUUCCCCUGAGGGACCAGCCACAUGAUGGUAUAGUAUAGAAUAGAGUUUAUUCAGGCAUGGGGAGGGGAGUUAAGAGAAAGGCAGAGAGAGGGGGUUGGGGGAGGUAGAGGAGUAGAGGCCAGCCAUGAGCAUGUGGGGAGAAAGGGGAGCAAGAGCAAGAGGGCAAGGGAGAGAGGGAGAGGCAAGCAGCUCCUUUGAUAGUGAGUCAGGCCUACACUAAACACUAACAGGCACAUUAUCUGAGAAACUCCCUUAUUUUUUUUAAUGCAAUUUAUACUGAGAUUGGAGUGGUAAUAUUGUUAGAAUUCAUUAUUUAGCUUCCAGUAUGCUUCUGUGCCUGUCUCCUUUGAAGCUCAAAGCAUCUUGUAGAGAAGAUAAUGCUGCCUCUUUUAUGGCUAAGGAGACAGUGGCGUUGCUUGCCAUAGGUCACGCAGCUAGCAAGAAGGGAGAUGGGCUCAGCAGUCCUGGGCAGUGGUGUGCUCCCUGUCUCUGAGUGCCAUGGCAACCAUUGGUUCUGGUAACUGCAGAUGGUGCUGGUGGGCCAGCGGCUGAUGCCUUCAUGGAUCUGAUCGUGUCAAAGCACAGGCGAUGGGUGUCGGUGGGUCAAGGGUGGUGACAGCCCCCUUUCCACCUGCAGCAGAGGAUUUGACAAAUGUCAUUUCACACCUCCAGCUGCUAUAUGUCAAGUAUUUAUCAUAGUUAGCAAUGGAUAGACUGACACAUACGGGAGAAAUCAUACUGAGGAGAAAGGAGUUUUUUUCUUCUCUUUAAAACUGGUGAGAGACAACGGUCCACUAGAGAAUGUUUCUGUAGACUCAGGAGUCAUCAUUUUCCCACCAGUCUAGGCGACUUCCCCAGUUCCCAAUAAGAAUGAGAUGGCUCCAGAGAACGCAGCCACCAUCCAUUCCCUGCUUUCCUCUAAGCAGCAAGGAGAAAGCACUGGUGAUCUGAGAUGAGUUCUUGCCUCCUGGUUAGUCCCUCAGAUCCUGUCCUGUGGUAGGCUCAUGUUUGUGAUCCACUUCUGUGUGCCAAGAGACCGGGGUUGCAACCCUUACCACAAGGCUGGUGUGCUGUGUGUUUUGAGCAGGCAGACUUCUGCCCUGAAGUCUUCUACUUAGACGGUGUCUGGGCUUCAGGAGAAGGUGUGUGUCUGGGCUGUAGGAGAAGGUGUCUGUCUGGGCUCGGCCUUUGACCUGGAGGAUUCCUGUGGUUUAUGUGGAUUGUAUAAUUUAGUCUCAGAACAAAGAUUCCACAGCCCCAUCUGUUCCUCAGCUCAUUCACAGACUGCCCACAUCUCUGGGACAGUCCUCAUUAGAGGAGACUGACUGGACAAGAGAGCCUUCUGAAAGCCACCUGCAGUGCCCACAAAGCCAGCCAAGCUGCAUACAUGCUGAUGGAGGGUCAGAAGCCAUGUUCUAAAGUCAGAGCUUAGAAAAACCUGAGGAUCAAAUCAGACAGUCGUGGAAGCAGAUCCUGGCUCUGUUCUGGUACUUGGUAGGAUGAAACCCUUGUAUUCCCAAGCCUGCUUCUUCAUCUGGAACUGCUGCAAACAGAAUGGCAGCUUUAAGCCCAGGCUGAUCCCUUCUAGAACUUGUGUUUCUGCCUGGUGCCCCAGCAGGAGCCACGGCUUGUGCAUGUCAGUGGUGCUCUCUCUUCUUUACUGUGUCUGUUGAUUUUAGUCAGUUGACAUUUCUACCAGGGACUUUGGUGGGUGUCUUAGUUAGGGUUUUACGGCUGUGAACAGAAACGGUGACCAAGGCAAGUCUUAUGAAGAGCAACAUUUAAGAAGGCUAGCUUACAGGUUCAGAGGUUCAGUCCAUUAUCAUCAAGGCGAGAACAUGGCAGCAUCCAGGCAGGCAUGGUGCAGGAGGAGCUGAGAGUUCUACAUCUUCGGAGUUCUGGAGGCUGCUAGCAGAAUAUUGACUUCCAGGCAGCUGGGAUGAGGGUCUUAAAGCCCACACUCACAGUGACACACCUACUCCAACAAGGCCGCACUUCUAAUAGUACUACUCCCUGGGCAUGUAGAAACCAUCACAGUGACUGUCAGCUAAGGGUUUAAAGGUAAGGAGGAGACGUGCUAGAAAAGAUAGUGAUGGGAAUGUGGAUUGCCCACCUUUUGUGUGAGAAGAGCUUAAAGGAUGUUUAUGUGGGGGAUUCAAUACAAGAGAAUCUUCUGGUGAGGAGUGGACCAGGCAGGCACUGAGUGGACCAGCUCCAAGAAUCCUCUGCUGACCUGACUGCAGUGUCUCGGAACUUUUUCCUUUCUUACCUGUCUUCACUAUGGUCCUUCAUGCACAUGAAAAAGGGGUAAUGCUAGCUCUUAUCAGAGGCCUAGCUCUGAGUUAUAGCUAUGCAGUGACAAAGACAAACACUGCCUCAAGAAAACCAGGCAAGGAGUGGGGGCUGGAGAGAGCCCAAGAGGAAGGGCAAUAGACUUUAGGGGAAGGCAAGCAUGCAGGGAGUUACCUUGAGCUUUGCAGAGCAUAGAGCUAACCUGGGCCAGGCUGACCCUUUAUUUGUGCUAAAGGAAAGGAUGGGGAGAGGAUUGCAGAGACCUUGAGUAAGGGUGGCAGAGCCAAAUCAGGGAAAGGAACCCCCCUUUUCUGAUUAGAACUGGCAUAAUGGCAGCCCACACCCCUGACUUAGACAGCCCAGGUUUCCCACGGGUGAAAUGGAAUUACCCAUUGGAGAAACUAAGGCACACUCUGAGGAGUCCCACAGACCAGCCCAGAUGUGUAAGUUAGCAGAGAAGACAGUGCUGCAGAGGGGCACCGUGGCAGAGCUGCUGGGCAGAGACUGCCCACCAGGCCAGCUUGGAUAGCCAGAGGCAGGAACAGAGGAAAGGCCAGGUGGAAGCCACAGGCUUUUCCUGGCUGGCUUUGGAGUCUGUCCCUCCCUCACGGGAAGCUCAGGUGUUUAAUUACACCAAACUGUGAUCACAAGCAAACACCAGAGGGCUUGGCUGGAACCCAAGAGUUUAGCAAGUGGAAGUGAGGCAGGGUUUCGGAGCACAGGGCUUUGUGAAUGGGGCUCAGCGUCGGGUUCAGUUGUCCUUGCUUUCCUUUCUGCCCUCCCUCCUUCCCACGAAUACAGAUCAAACCCUUUCUGUGUGCCAGGCACUUAGACAUGGUGUGAGGACACACGGACAGCCACUCCUCUUCUAGUGAUGAUGGACCAGAGCUGCAGUGGUGGUGUGGGCACUCACUAGCUUCAGGUUUAUUUUGGAUGCUGUCCUAUUAACUAUGUUCCCAGGAUUCCCUUCUGCCAUUGGCUUUUGGAACCAACCCCACAAUGUGACAUUUAUUCAAAUGUGACUCUCGAAGCCUUAACAAUAUUCAUCUGGGAACACAGACAUGAGCAGGGAUGUAGUAAACAGCACAAAAAUUCAAGUUUUCCUUUCUGUCAUGUGCAGCAAGAUUACUAGAAUUCAACUCAUAUAAAUUUUUAAUUAAAAUUUGUUUCAAGUGUAUAUGGGUACGUGUGUGUGAACAUGUGUGUAUGCAUGUAUGUCAGUUCACAUGCAUUGGCAUGUGUAUGGGUUCAUAUGCAUAGGCAUGUAGGUAUAUGUACAUAUGUAGGCAUGUGUGUGUAUGAUUGUAUGUGGCUACACAUGCAUGGGCAUGUGGGUGGGUGUACAUGUGUGGGCAUGUGUGUGGGUGUAUAUGUGUGGGCAUGUGUGUAUGCAUGUGUGGGCAUGUGUGUGGGUGUACAUGUGUGGGUAUGUGUGUGGAUAUACAUGUGUGGGCAUGUGUGUAUGCAUGUGUGGGCAUGUGUGUGGGUGUAUAUGUGUGGGCAUGUGUGUAUGCAUGUGUGGGCAUGUGUGUGGGUGCACAUGUGUGUAUGCAUGUGUGUGGGUGCAAAUAUGUGUAUGCAUGUAUGUGGGUGCAUAUGUAUGGGCAUGUGUGUAUGCAUGUGUGGGGGGCAUAUGUAUGUUGGUGCACAUGCAUGUAGAGGUUCCAGGUUGAUGCUGGGAUUCAUUUCCAACCGUUUGCAACCAUAUGCACAGAGGCAGGGUCUCUCAAUCUACCCAGAACUCACCAACAGGUUAGUAUAACUAGCCAGCUUUCUUUGGUGGAUCUUCUGUCUUUGUGUUCCAAGAUUAGAAUUGCAAGACGGCCACCAUACCUGUCCAGCAUGUCCAUGGGUUUUGGGGAUGAACCCUGAUCCUCAGUUUUGCACAGCAAACUCCACCUCAAUUUUUAAUUAAAAAUAUAUAAUCGGCUUACAAAAUCAUAAAAAUACAGCCAUGAGUUUCUAUAUAAUAUCCAUCACACACAUACAGUGUGUUACUUAUCUCUUUAUUUAUAUAUUUACUUCUUUGCAGUACUAGGGAGUGAAUACCUUUCACAUCCUAGGUAAAUGUUCUACCACUGAAUCAUCCCUAGCACAGUGUGCAAUGCUUAAGUUAAGCUGAAGCUCCUCAGACAUUCAUAUCGAGAACCUUCCAGUUCUUUUACCUUUCGGUGUGUAUCCAUUGUUGUCACUCGUGGUAUAGCUCAGAGCUCCUGCCUCCCAUCUGUGUCCAACCUCUCCGUUCCCCUUCUCCCUCUCUCCCUGGCUUCUGGAACCACAAUUCUGGUCUUUAUUUCUGGGAGAGCUACUCUUUUAGCUUCCAAAUAUGUGUGAGAACAUGUGGUGUUUAUCUUCCAGUGCCUGGCAUAUUUCACUCCACACAAUGGCCUCCAGUUCCACCCGGGUUAUUGCAAAUAAUGAGGAGGAUGAAGCGUUUUAUCUGGGGGUAGGGGGGAGGGCUUGCUACUGACUUUUUGUUAACCCGGGGUCCCCAGCACUGCCCAUUGUUUCUGUGGGGGGUAUUGUGGGAAGCUGUGCAUAUGUGUGUGCUGAGGGUGGGGGACAGGAACAUGCAUGCAUUUGUGCACAAGUGUAUGUGGAGGCCAGAGGCUGACAUCAGGUUAUCAUGACUACCUUGAUUGUUUCUAGAGGGGUGUGUGUGUGUGUGUGUGUGUGUGUGUGUGUGUGUGUGUGUGUGUGUUGGUGAGACAAGGUCCAUCACUGAGCUUGGAGGAGCUCGCCAAUUGGCUGGACUGACUGGCCUGUCUCUUGCACUCUAGAACUGGGGUACAGGCACAUACUGCCACACCUUUAUAGGAAUGCUGGGAGUUUGAACUCAGGUCUGGUGUUUGUUUGGUAAGUGCUUUGUUUGAGCCCUUGCUGCAGCCCAAAGCAGCCUAUUGUCUCGCCUGGUCGCCUCUCCUUUCCAUCGCUGGCUAUUCCUCCAAUACUUCGUGGAUCCUUGGCUGCAAUGUGAUUCUGUCAUGGUGGGUGGAUCUUCUGAUGUUCUGUAUCACCCACAGUGAUGGAGAAGCAUCCUGAGCUGUCCUGCUGAACUCUGGUUCUGGCACAGUCAGGGUCCCAUGGUGUUGCCAGCGUUUGUUCCCUCACUGAGGCUUUCUUUCAUCCCAGUCUCUUCCCGAGACCCUGCUUCAGUUGGGGCUGCAAGGCUCUGUGUUCCCUCUUCUCACAGGAGCUCAGUUAUGGCAGCGUUCCUAGACAGGCUUGCUCUCUUCCAUUCAUGGAAGGCUGUGUGUCUGCCUUCCCUUGAACUGGCUUUUGGACUCAACUCCAUGAUCCCAGUAGACCAAGCCCUUGCCCAGUGGCCACAGCCUCAUAGCUGUUGAGGAGGAGAGACUUACUCACCCUGUAGAGGUGUGACUGGGAUGUGGCCAUUACCCCACAUCCCACUCAGCAGAGUGGUCUCAGGGUCUCUCAUUAAAUAUACUCCAACUUUUUACCGGCACAGGCUUAGAUGUGAAUUUACCUUUAUGAUUCUGGACUGUCUGUGAGGCACGGUCACAGGCAUUUCCUCCCAAGGUCUAGGUAUCCAAUCCACCCUUGGGCUGGGCUAGGGUGAUCACCUCCCUAGCCUCAGUCAGCACUGAAGCUACAUGCAGGUGGCCCCUUAUUUAAUCCCAUCACACAUCGGCUGAGGCACAGCUACCCGACCCCAUCUUCCUCUCUGACCCACUUCAGAAGCUGUCAGGAGGGGAGAGGCAUCACUGUGUCCAUCCUUUUUUUUUUUUUUUUUGGUUCUUUUUUUCGGAGCUGGGGAUCGAACCCAGGGCCUUGCGCUUCCUAGGCAAGCGCUCUACCACUGAGCUAAAUCCCCAACCCCCACUGUGUCCAUCCUUGAGAGUACUAGGGUGGAUGUGUGAAUGGAAUACCUGUGUGCACUACUUUUUAAAUUUACGCUCUGUGCGCAUCAUUCCCAUGUAAUAAAGGAUUUAUAAGGAACAGUUCUGGAAACCUUUUCAUUUUUCUGGAGCAUGUCUGGAAGCCAGGGGUGUCAUGAUUAUGGAGUUAUGUUAUACCCUUCUCUCCAGUGGGUGCUCCCGGGAGUCAGAGGGUACUGACUAAACCUGGAGGUAGCCAUGCUACAAGAUGGUAUCUAACUCCAUAGCAGCCUGCCAUCCCUUCUCUGGACACUGCGCUGUCUGCCAUGAUGUUCUAGGAACCAGACAUGGCUCCUGCUCACCUUGUUUCGCAAGGGCAGCAGGCCAAGGAGGCCUGACUGUUUAUAAUCCCUGGACUCAGAGGCCCAGCUCUUACAGGCACACAUCUAUACGUAGAGCCAGGGCUUCCGUCUCUGGGAGAGCAGCUUGCCACUGUGGCAGCCACCUUCUUGCUCCCUUAACCCGCGUCUGGAACCUGCAGUGAUGCUGGAAACCCCGAGAGGAGAGGUGGGCAGUGCACAGCUGAUGUGAGGGAGCUGCAGGCUUAUCCUGGACAAGUGGGUUUGAUUUAGGGAGAAUCAUUUGAGGUCCCUUUGCUGACACACUGCUCGGAGCAAGCAAGUGUCUUUCAUACAGGUGAGAGUGAGGCUCAAAUCCGUCAACUGAUUUCCCUUUUGUGACAACCUUUCCAGCAGAUGAGAGCCCAUGCCCUGGUCUUCCCUUCCCCUUGAAACCCCACAGACCUGCCUUUGAGAACCCUGCAGGGAACAAUAAGGCAGACAAUUCUACCUCAGCCUGGCAUCAUUGAGAUGAAAGACCUGGUGCUCACACAGACCUGUCCUGCUCUAACCAGAAUGAACAGCCAGUGCUGGCAGUGGUUGCCUCUGCUCAUAGGACUGGGGCUGCGUGCAGCUAGAGGUGUCUGUAUCCGUUCCAAUCAUGCUUAUAUAAUGUUUAAUGUUUAACUGCCAGCUCAGUAGUCCCCAGGCAUUUGGCUUUUAUAUUUAGACAGAUAGGUUGAUGACAUUGUUGAUGUUAAGAGCUCAUAUGUAUUGGUAGCUGUGGUGGUUUAAAUAUGCCUGGCCCAUUAUUGGAGCUAUUUGGAGCUGUGGCCUUAUUGGAAUAGAUGUGUCAUUGUGGGCAUGGGCUUUAAGACCCUCAUCCUAGCUGCCUGGAAGCCAGUCUUCUCUUAGUAGCUUUCAGAUGAAGAUGUAGAACUCUCAGCUCCUCCUGCACCAUGCCUGCCUGGACGCUGCCAUGUUCCCACCUUGAUGAUAGUAGACUGAACCUCUGAACCUGUAAGCCAACCCCAGUUAAAUGUCCUUAUAAGAGGUGGUGUCAUGGUGUCUGUUCUCAUCAGUAAAGCCCAAAAUAAGACAGUAACUUCCUAACGAUACCAUUAACUCAUACUAACUCCAUCUUCACAGCUCUGAGAGGUGGACUGGCCAUUACAGCCAUGUCACAAAUAAGAAAACCAAAGUAUAGGAAGGCUGUGGUCAACUGCUUCAAAUCCCGCAGGAGAUGGAAGGGCAGGGAUUCAAAUCUCUAACUGCGUGUACUCAUUGACUGACUAGAGCCUAUCCUAGGUCCAGAUUCCUCUCAGGCUUCCUGGUGUUCUUCCUCCUGCCUGAAAGAGGUCAGUGUUCUGUGGGGCAUCAGGAGAGAAAGUGAGGUGGGCAGGCCCUGAUGAAAGUGGGCCAAUGAGAUGGUCUCCUCUUCUUAUGUCCUCCUUGCUAUUCCUUCUCUGUGUGGCUUUGGAAAGUUCCCUGGCCAGAAACCACCUUCUAAUCAACAGUGUCUAUCUACCUGUACAAGCCGUAGGUGAUGGUGGCUGCCUGCAGGCUGGCUGUGAAGUCCUUGGUUGGGGCCUUGCAGGCAGAGUCCCUGACUGGCUGACACUGCAGUUGGGGAUCACCCUGAUUACUCUUCCUCCUCCUCUCUGUCCCCUCACUUGGAGAUUAGAUGUGGGCAUUGCCUGAUGAGAACUGUCUAUAGGGUUUCUAGUUCUAGCCCCUCUUUCAAAAUUGGCACAGAUACCAUGGUGUUCAAGAAGGUAGCCUUGAAGCCUCCAAGCAUUUGAGGCUCCAGAACCUUCUCUCUCUGUCCUCACACACAGGGCUGUUUGCUUAUCAAGUCUCUUCCCAUUGUUUGGUCAUUAAACAUGGAGGUUCUGAGGCAGUGGAGACUGGUGGGGAGCACAGAGGAUCAGAAGAAACCUGGGAGUGCUGCUCUCUUCUCUCCCAGCUUUGGAUGGCUUCACCCCACUGCAAGGUGCACUCUGCUCACCACCACCACCACCACCACCACCACCAGGCAUCUUAUAAAUUCAGGCUUCCUUACUGAACCAUCUUAUGGGGUUGGAUGUUCUCACAUUCAUAGCUUAAUGACCUUAAUUAAUUAGCAUAUUAGUACGGAGUGAGAGGGUUUUUUUUGUUUGUUUGUUUUUUGGGUUUUUUUUUUUUUUUUUUUUUUUUUUUUUGCUCCACUACUUUUGGUUGGUUCAAAGGCUGGGCACUCCUAAGCCUUCCUCUGCUACCCCAGGCUCAAUCAGGGAAGUGGCUAAUGUCCACUUUCCCCAAUCCUUACAUGGCUGGUCUGCUCUGUCUCCUGCAGCUCAUGCGUCUCAUCUUUCUUCCCCAGCCAUGGCGAUCCUGUCUCUCCUCCCCGCAUUGUAACUCUAAAGGUCUCGUCCCAUCUCCCUUUGUCAAGCCAUUGGCCACUGGCAUCUUUAUUGAUCAAUCAAAGAAUCAAUUGGGCGCAAAGGACUUUUGGCAUCUGGACACACAGAUUUCUGCUGAAUCAAAGCGUUAGAGCCCAUCUCCAACACUAGUGAGAGAACUGUGUGUGCUGCCUAUGACGUCACCGGUUCCAUUAAGGCUCAGGUCGAGCUUGCAUUUCCUGAUGUACAUGGAGAAUCACCUCAGCACCUCAGCACCUGCCCCUGCCUGCUGUUCUCCUGCCCUUCUGUAUGCCACCAUCUUUGGGAAUGUGACGACCAUUUUCCAGCAGAUGUAUGCCAACACCAACAGGUAUCAUGAGAUGCUCAACAGCGUCCGGGAUUUCCUGAAGCUCUACCAGGUGCCCAAGGGGCUGAGCGAGCGGGUCAUGGACUACAUUGUGUCUACCUGGUCCAUGUCCCGCGGCAUCGACACGGAGAAGGUCCUGCAAAUCUGCCCCAAGGACAUGCGAGCUGACAUUUGCGUACACCUGAACCGAAAAGUGUUCAAAGAACACCCCGCCUUCCGGCUGGCCAGCGAUGGUUGCCUGAGGGCCUUGGCCAUGGAGUUCCAGACAGUACACUGCGCCCCAGGGGACCUCAUCUAUCACGCCGGGGAGAGUGUGGACAGCCUCUGCUUCGUGGUCUCGGGCUCCCUGGAGGUGAUCCAGGAUGAUGAGGUGGUGGCCAUCCUAGGGAAAGGAGAUGUGUUUGGGGAUGUUUUCUGGAAGGAGGCUACCCUUGCACAGUCCUGCGCUAAUGUCCGGGCCUUGACCUACUGUGACCUGCACGUGAUCAAGAGGGAUGCCCUGCAGAAAGUGCUAGAAUUCUACACAGCCUUCUCCCACUCCUUCUCCCGGAACCUGAUUCUCACCUACAAUCUGAGGAAGAGGAUUGUGUUCCGGAAGAUCAGCGACGUGAAACGAGAAGAAGAGGAGAGGAUGAAACGGAAGAACGAGGCCCCCCUUAUCCUGCCUCCUGACCACCCUGUCAGGAGGCUCUUCCAAAGGUUCCGCCAGCAGAAAGAAGCCAGGCUGGCAGCCGAGAGAGGUGGCCGGGACCUGGAUGACCUGGAUGUAGAGAAGGGCAAUGCCCUCACGGACCAUACCUCAGCCAACCACAGCCUGGUGAAGGCCAGUGUGGUCACGGUGCGUGAGAGUCCCGCCACGCCUGUGUCCUUCCAGGCAGCCUCCACCUCCACAGUGUCAGACCACGCCAAGCUGCAUGCACCGGGAUCUGAGUGCCUAGGUCCCAAGGCAGGCGGUGGCGACCCUGCCAAGCGCAAAGGCUGGGCCCGGUUCAAAGAUGCCUGUGGGAAGGGUGAGGAUUGGAACAAGGUGUCCAAGGCAGAGUCCAUGGAGACGCUUCCCGAGAGGACAAAGGCAUCGGGCGAGGCCACGCUGAAGAAGACAGACUCCUGUGACAGUGGAAUCACCAAGAGUGACCUGCGCUUGGACAAUGUGGGUGAGGCCAGGAGUCCCCAGGACCGGAGCCCCAUCUUGGCCGAGGUCAAGCAUUCUUUCUACCCCAUCCCCGAGCAGACACUGCAGGCCACAGUGCUGGAGGUGAAGCAUGAGCUGAAGGAAGACAUCAAGGCCUUGAAUGCCAAAAUGACCUCCAUUGAGAAGCAGCUGUCUGAGAUCCUCAGGAUACUCAUGUCCAGAGGGUCCUCCCAGUCUCCGCAGGACACGUGUGAGGUCUCCAGGCCCCAGUCCCCAGAGUCAGACAGAGACAUUUUUGGGGCAAGCUGAGAGGAUCAUUUCAAAACAAACAAACAAAAAAAUCAAAGACAAAAGCCUGCCCCCUGCCCCUGACACUUCCUACCGCACCAAACACAUGACCAACAACUUUCAAACUGGGCUUUUUCUGACAAGAAGUCAAAGUCAGACCAAGUGACUUAGGUGUGCCUGCGUGGUCUCUGGAAAACAUAAGAGGGAACAUGGCAAGGAACCCUACCAUGCAAGAUGGCAGCUGUGUUGGGCUAGCCAUUGACAGUUGUUGAAGAAGGGGCAUUACAUCCAUCGAAAGAGCAUUUCCUCUAACAUGUUUUACCAAUGUGAUAUUUUUAAAGGGUUAAAACUACCAGGUAAGGGCAGCAGCCAUGUAGAGACCGGUGGAAGAACCCUGAAAACCUUUCACAAAUAGACUACACUGGGCUUCUUUACCAAGACCCCUGAAGACCACAGCAGGCACAGGACUUCUGGGCAUUCACCACCCUCAAGUAGCCCUGUCUGACACCACCUGUUUUUCUACUCUCGUCUUUUGUAACAAGCUCGUGAUAGGGGAGCUUGACGGGCUGGAAGAACCUUUCCACUCUAACGGUAGAGGUGAAGCAUCGGGUGCUGUGCGUGGACACGCAGGCUGGGCCCCUCAGGUUUCCUUGCCCAGAAGAGGUGAGGCAAGAGUAAGGGCUGGAGAGGGCCCUGCAGGGGCUCUGAGUGGGUUCUGUUGCAUGGUCCAACGCCUGCUCCUGUGGACGGUUGGUGUGGAAGCUCCCUAACCCCAGGGGACCCUCUGGAGCUGCACCACCUUACAGGCCUCAUGACACGAGCUCCUCUCCUUCUCCCUUAACCUACCUUUUCCUAAGCUUGUCCAUGGCUUUCCUCAGGGUGUAGGGCAUCGACCGGAAGGGGCAGGCGCCCAGUAUUGAUUUCCUAACAAAGCAGACACACAUACAACCUCAAAAAAAUGAUUGUAGCAAGUACUAGGUUUCUAUUUUGAUUCUCAUGGGGAUUUCUGUCCAAUGCAUGGGGUCAUUAGAGGACCUGUGGGAGCCACACUUAGCCUUAUUUGAAAGCCAACCUAUUUCCUACUCUAAAAAUAAUGGCAGGACCAUGAUAAUUCUCUUCUUAGGGAGCUGGAGAAAAACAAUAAAACAUUGGUUUUCAAAAUAUCUCAGUAAUGAGCUGGAGGAUGUGACAGUGGAACUAUGGCCUGGGAGAAGGAGGGGGCUCGGAGCCAUGGUCACGGGGCCACCUCCGUGCCAUCCAAAUUCCCACAUCAUGGUGCUCAGGGACACUCGCUGCCUCGAUCACUUGAGGACAGGUUGUUUGUUCUUCCUUCAAUGGCGUGAGACAGGACGGAGGAACUGGCUCAGGUGCAUACCUGGCCGGAUGUCAGGGGUGUAACUCUGCCAUUGAGCCUAGAAGGUCAGCUCUACAGUGAGAUUUGAGAGAGCAGUUGGGACAACAAGUGACAUGGGCACCUCUGCUUAGCUUUGCUUGGCUGUUGCAAUUCAGAAUGUCAGCCUCUUUAGGGAACCUGACACUCAAGACCUGUUCUACCAAAGAUACUUACUGUUCUGCUUGGUGGCUAUGGCACAUGCUGGGACUUGAUCCCAGACAGCCCUGGGACGUCAAGGGUGUACAGACAUGUAGCUUUUCAUGCAAUGCAUAGGGGCUGGUUCAUGGCAUCCCUAGGCCAAGACAUGGCAGAAUUCAAAGACACCCACUGAUGACCAUGGGUAAAACUAGGCCUGCAGUCUCUUGAGCUGCUGCCAAACACCACUUAGAACAGAGACUGUGAAGUGCUGUCGCAUAUGCCAGCUGCCCCUGAAUGUCUCACAAGGCCACUCCUCACAUAUACUUAUUAGCCUAAAGUCAAGGGACUGCUCAGCUUAGGCUAGAUGGACCUCACUGCCAUGCAACACUCGGCCUCAGAAGCACUUGCUCCUAGAGAUCUUUCUGGAACUCUCUGGGAUUUAAUGGCCCUCUAGCCAGCUAUAGAGCAGAGACCCCACUGCUCCUUGACUGAGCUCUGUCUGAGGAGGGGGUAAACCUCCUUAUGGUGUAUCUCCCUAUCUUAGGGAUUCAGAUGCUGGGGUUCAGGUAAACCCACCCUUGUGACAGGACAGGUGACAGAUAAAGCUUCUGGCUGCUCUCUGGGGUCAGUGCACAUGAGGUUGAAGUCCCAUUAGACUGAGGUCCAUACCCUGGAAGGGGUAUAGCUCUGCCCAUCUUGGGGUUCUAGGUUGUCUGGGGCUUCGGUUCCUUCUGGUGACAGUGAAGAACUGAGGGUGGCUUCUAGUUUCCUCCAUUUCUUCAGCAGUUUUGCUAGGAUUGCCUUCUCCGAAACAAAUUUUAAAUGAACCAACCCAUGUCUCUUUACUGUCAUGGCAUGCGCUGGGCCGGAGGCAGGUCUUGAGCAAGGACCACAGGACGUGGAUACACAGCCUGCACCUUCCGGCUUUAGCUGUUACCUGGUGGUUGAGGAGAGACUGGGAAACAAAGAGUUACCAUGUGCAGACUGAACACGGAGAUUUCAGAUGAAUUAUGCUUCGAGACACUUUGUCCUUUUUGGGGGGGGGGGGACAAACACACAGUGUGGUGCACCACUGUCUGGUAAGUGCUGGCUACCUGGUCUCUCUAAGCGAGCUUCUGUGGAUGUCAUCUGUAGUGAAGUGCCGCUUCCCAGCGGCUAUCCUGACAGGUGACUGAUGGACUGCUCUCUUCCUGAGGGUGUGGGCAUCAGAUCCAAAAUAUCAGUCAAUGUUCUGGCUGUGGUGGGCAUGCUGCCUCAUCAGCCUUGCCCUCCCAGGGCAGUGGCAGGUUCCUCCACGGGGCAUGUGACAGCCUUUGCGUUGCUGUGAUCUCGCAUGGCCAACCCCACUUCUCUGCUUACUGCUGGAGCGGGGCUCAAGUGUUUUGGCUGCUGGAGGUCCAAGUUAGGCCUUUGUUUAUGCUAGGGAUGAGCUCUGCCACUGAAUGAUACCUCAGGCUCCCCAUUUCUCGCUUCCAUGUCUUGUUCUCUGGUUCCUAGGGUCCUGUUUUAGCCUCCACCUCUUAGAGUCUCUGCUGCUUUAACAGCAGGGAUAAUUGGGCAAGGGGUAGAAACACACCACCACCCCACCAUCCGCAGGCUUCAGCCUCCGUAUCCUUCAGUGGAAGGAGAGAAUAUUAAGCCAAAAUGCUGGGUGUGUCCAGGUUGGAACAGGGACUGAGUGAACUCUCCAGAAAUACCAGUCAGAGACAGACAUCUCUCUGUGACACUGACAUCUCACAGGUAUACUCUGUGGGCUCUCAGGAGCCCCGGUGAAGGUACAUGUCGUAGAUGUACACGCAACUAAUUGUAUUUUGUUUUGCAAUAAAGAUGUUUAGCCUUAAGACCCUUGAGUGGAAGUCCAGCUGCCGUGGGGGUGCCAGUACCCCUUUUUACCCCAUCUCCUUGUGCCACUUAGGAAAGAGACCUGCCUAAAUUCACUCCGGCCCUUGGACACCCUCUCCUACCUAAAGGUCCCUGUCGCUGUUGCUGCUCCAUGUACUGCCUUCUCUCUCGCUUCAAUAAAAAACUAUCCUCACCAGCUCCUGUGCUCUCUUCCCGGAGGAGUCCUCAGUGUCCUUGAAGCACCGACCCUAAGCUUCCAAGAAAGGACCAUUUCCCACCCAAGGUGUUGUUGGUGUGGAGACACGUACCUUGCCACCUCUCACACAGUUCAAAGGAGUCAGCGUGAAUUUACCUGCAGCUUAAAGGUCUGUCUCAAAAGUGAAACGCCAGUCUUCAUGCUAGUGUAUCUGAACCUUUCAAGGAGGUCUGGAAUUUCCUGCGGGAGCCAGACCUGGUGGGGGCGUCUCCACCUGCCACUUGACCUUCCUUAGAGCCACUGACUCUACACCUGUGACUUCCGAGUCAUCCCAUCGACCCAUUAGUCCUUGAGAAGUUCACAGCUCUCCUUUCAGAAGACAGACCGCUUCUCGGUAAGGACGCAGCGUGCCCUACCGUACUCCCCCGUGAGUGUAGCCUCUUAUUAUUCAGAUGCUGUAUUUCGGCAUCAGUUGGAGACUGUCCACAUUCAAGUUGCAAGGACAUUCAUACUCAUGAGCAGUUCGUCAUCCCGGGGCUUCUCAUACGAACGCUCUCCGUCAAAUCCUGCCAAAUCCUUUAUCGGGAUUUUUUUUUUGUUUGUUUCUUUUCCCUCUGUCCGAAUGAGCAUGAAUAAACAAGUGAGAAGGAACCAAGGCUAUUUUUGUGGUCAGCCGAGGAUGCUGCCAAGAGCUCCCCUGUGUGGCUGUGUGGAUGUGGAGAACAUGUGGGCACUCCACGGAUGAUACCCCCUUUUCUUGACAUUUUUAAACAAGCACAAAUGAUAUUUGUAAAAAAAAAGUUUAAUUUUAUUUAUUAUGGUAAUAAACUAUUUUAUACGUGA
Molecule: messenger RNA, 22704 nt
Organism: Rattus norvegicus (Norway rat)
Lineage: Eukaryota; Metazoa; Chordata; Mammalia; Rodentia; Muridae
Source: RefSeq, a predicted model, not a curated record